GCUGAUUUUAAAACAUCAAGUUGUGUUAUAAAUUUUAAGGGCAUAAACUUUACCAUGGAGAUAUAUGCCUGAUCAUGGAGAUACAGAUCCCAUAUCCCGUCAUCUUCACUAUCUUCUGCUUCCUCGUUGUGAUCCAAAAGCUCUACUUUUCCAAGAAACCCAUCAAAACCCUACCACCAGGGCCAUGGAAAUUACCUCUCAUAGGAAACCUACACCAACUUGUUGGAUCUCUACCUCAUCGUUCUCUGGCAAAUCUUGCGAACAAGUAUGGACCAUUCAUCCACCUUCAACUUGGCCAGCUUUCUCACAUCAUAGUGUCUUCACCAGAUUGUGCCAAAGAAAUAAUGCAGACACAUGAUCAGAUCUUUGCUAACAGACCCAGAAUUCUUGCUUCUGAUCUCUUGUGUUACAAUAGCACAGACAUCGUGUUUUCCCCAUAUGGAAACUAUUGGAGGCAACUUCGAAAGAUUUGUACUUUAGAGCUUUUCUCAGCAAAGAGGGUUCAAUCAUUCAGAAGGAUUAGGGAAGAAGAGGUUUCAGCACUUGUGAGGAACAUCUUUGAACAUGAAGGUUCUAUCAUUAACCUCAGUCGAAAAAUCUUUGAACUCACGAACUCUGUCGUCGCAAGAGCAGCCCUUGGCAAGAAGACAAAGAACGUAGAACAAAUCCUGCAAAUUAUAGAGCAAGCACAAAAGAUAAGUUCUGGGUUGGCAAUUUCUGAUUUUUAUCCUUCACUGAAAUUUAUUAGUGUCAUCACUGGGAUGAGAGCUCGAACUAUGAAGGCGCACAAAGACAGUGACAAAGUGUUUGAAGACAUCAUCAGAGACCACAAAGAAAAGAAAGGAAAUAACAUUGGAGAUCUAGAAGAGGAUCUGGUUGAUGUUCUUCUCAAGAUUCAAACGAACAAUGACUUUGAGAUCCCCUUAUCUCUAGACAACAUUAAAGCUGUUCUUCUGGACGUUUUCUUUGGUGGAACUGAAACAGCAGGAUCUACGAUAGAGUUUGCGAUGUCAGAAUUGCUCAAAAACCCAGAGGUUAUGAAAGAGGCACAACAAGAGGUAAGAAGAGUCUAUGGAGGCACAGGUUAUGUAGAUGAAUCAGAACUUCACCGAUUAACAUACAUAGGUGCUGUGAUUAAAGAAACCCUAAGGCUAUAUCCACCAGUGCCAUUGUUGGUUCCAAGAGAGAACAGCAAGUGUUGCGAAAUCAAUGGAUAUCAUAUACCUCUGAAGACAAAGAUUAUAAUUAAUGCUUGGGCCAUUGGAAGAGACCCCAAGAAUUGGUAUGAACCAGAAAGAUUUGAACCAAAAAGAUUUAUUGAUACAACAGUUGAUUACAACUUCAAAGGUUUAAACUUGGAGUACAUUCCAUUUGGUUCUGGAAGAAGAAUUUGCCCUGGAAUUACAUUUGCCACACCUGUUUUAGAAUUGUUACUUUCCAAUUUGCUUUACCAUUUUGAUUGGCAACUUCCAGAAGGAAUGAAACCUGAGGAUUUGGAUUUGGAUGAGACUUUUGGUUCUGCAGUAAGAAGGAAAAACGACCUAAGUGUAAUUCCUAUUGGUUAUUCCCCUUAAUUAGGUUAUAUGCAUAUAUUUAUCACCGAAAUAUGUUUUAUGUAGGAGGUUAAAAUUGUGCGAACUACUUGUUUUUCAUUAUUAUUUAAAUUAUGUUCUUAAUAUUUAUUCUAAUUA
Prosopis cineraria is the source of this 1691-nucleotide messenger RNA. Its product is annotated as desmethyl-deoxy-podophyllotoxin synthase-like. The coding region runs from base 75 to 1574 and encodes 499 amino acids. Lineage: Eukaryota; Viridiplantae; Streptophyta; Magnoliopsida; Fabales; Fabaceae. Gene Ontology annotation, molecular function: iron ion binding; monooxygenase activity; heme binding. The transcript is spliced from 3 exons. The record is from RefSeq and is a predicted model, not a curated record.